Diprion similis is the source of this 1667-nucleotide messenger RNA. It is a transcript of the gene Scp1, whose product is annotated as sarcoplasmic calcium-binding protein 1. The record is from RefSeq and is a predicted model, not a curated record. Gene Ontology annotation, molecular function: calcium ion binding. The transcript has 5 exons. Lineage: Eukaryota; Metazoa; Arthropoda; Insecta; Hymenoptera; Diprionidae. Bases 790 to 1380 code for a protein of 196 amino acids.
GCAAUUAGUUCAAUUGGUACGCGGACACGAAUUAGUGAGCUAAAUUAUCGAAUGGAUCAAUCAACUCGUUCUUCAGUUUAGCAACCAUCUACAAAACCGUACUAUCGUUGCGGUGUUAUCACAAAACUGUUAUGCGCAUGCCGUACAUGUUUGUACACAUAAUUAUAUCUAUACAUACUAUGUCAUGCACUGCAUGCAACCCCUAUAAUCUUCCGCAUAUGCAAUUGCCUGUACCAUUCAAAUGUGAUGGUCAUUUGUAUAGAUGUAGGUAUCUAUAAAUUAACCCGGAACCGCAGUCCGGACAGACAUAUACGUGCAUCUUGGGGUCUUGUUAAGACGUCUCGUUCGCAUUUGUUAUAAAUAUUAGAAGAAAUUUUUAUCAGACAACCGGUGCGGCGCGAGAAGCCAUUAUAGCCGACCUCAACCGCGUAACUACAAGUUUAACGCCCAUUCCACCCAUCAUCCACCACCUGUGCAGAGGCUGCGUCUAACUUUUCCCACAGUAUCCCUCGUCGCCAAUUUCAAGUACUGCUACCGAUAUUCAAGCAUAUCUAAACUUAGAUCAUCCAGCUGCGGUCUCAGAUUGUGUUCAGUAUUCAUGAAUUCGGUGUGAAGAACGUUGCUCGCAGAUUUGUAUCGUAAUUCCGUGAGAUAUUUUAAAUUCGAAAAUUCGUGGGUUUGUACAUAUAGUACAUAUAGUAACAGCAUUGAAUUCAACAUUUUUUUGUCCGUCGAAUAACUAGUUGCAUUCUUUGAGAAAAAUCGCAGCGUUGCAUUAUCGAAAAAAAUAUGGCAUACAGUUGGGAUAAUCGAGUCAGCUUUAUAGUGAAGUUCCUUUACGACAUAGAUAACAACGGGGUGCUGGAUCAACAUGAUUUCGAGUGCAUGGCUCUAAAAAUGACCCUUGUCGAGGGUAAAGGUGAUUUCAAUUAUAAUCACUAUCAAGAAAAUCUGCACAUCAUGCUUUCUCUUUGGGAAGAAAUCGCUGAACUUGCAGAUUUCAAUAAGGUAGAAUUUGAUGGAGUAGUAACGACAGAAGAAUUCAAAGUCGCGGUCCAGAGAAGCUGCAUGGGAAGACCUUAUCGUGAUUUCCCUCAAGCGAUGAAAAUGUUCAUAGACAGUCAUUUCAAGCUGGUCGAUUUAAACGACGACGGAGUUAUCGCUGCCGAUGAAUUUCGUUACAAUUGUGUGAUGAGAAUUCCAGUUGACAACAUCGACGCGCUUGAUGAUGCUUACCAAAGUCUACUUAACGAUGACGACAGAAGACGUGGCGGUUUAACACUGGCACGAUACCAAGAAUUGUACGCGCAGUUCCUGGGUAAUCCCGACGAAAAUUCCCCUGCCGUUUAUCUAUUUGGACCCCUGCACGAGUUAUGUUAAUUAUUUAUUCUACGGUCAAAUGAGAUAAAAUCUCGAAUCUUAUAAGGUGAACAGAAAAGACAUAUGUGACUGCAGUUAUUACCAUUUCACACGCGAAGAACCAGAAGCGUUUAUAUUAGAUAGAAGCGUAAGAUAACUGAACAUAAUAACUGUAAACAAACGUAAUUAUUAUUUACAUUAUUAAUACAACAUCAUUAUUGUAAACAGUUAGCUAAGAUAUUCUAUUUUAUUAUAUAAUUACUUUCAUAUUCUGACUUAUAAAUAAAUGAAUUCAAUUUUCAUUAUUU